AUUCUUUCUUUCAAUUAUACUGUUAUAAUUGUGUAUUAUCAUUUGUAAUUGCAGGACUAUUCCAUUACAGGACAGAUGAAGGCAACUGGCACAUCCUGGCAACAUUUACUGCUCAUAUAUGGCCAAGGAGGAGGACGAGGAAGCCAUGGAGGAGGAGGCCCAUCAUUCUUGUGUCCCAGCAGCCCCUGCAGCAGCCCCUGCAGCAGCAGGAGAAAGAGGAGUUGUUGCAGGCUUUCAUCACUGCUGGGUGGUGUGCAGAGACACAGCAGCAGCAGCAGCAGCUCCUGAUCUGGGCUAUAUGAUCUGUUCCAGCACUGCAAAGCCAGCGGUACUGACCACAACUCAGGGAUGAUCCUGCCACAGAUGGCUGCAUGAGAAGACACCAAAUGGCGUUCACAGGGAGGGGCCCCAACGGGGAUGAAAACCUCCAAUCCAUGCUUGUGGGGACAUUGAUGAGGAAAAUCAAGUCUCGUACCUGGAAGAAGCAGCGCUACUUCAAACUAGAGGAUGACUGCAUGACCAUCUGGUACCAGUCAAGGAAGGCUGGCAAUGUCCAUUCCACGUUCUCCGUGAGUGAUGUGGAAGCAAUACGAGAGGGCCACCAGUCUGAAGUGUUGCUCAGCAUCGCAGAUGAGUUUCCGGCCGAGCGAUGCUUCACACUGGUCUUUCGCGGUCGCAGGGGCAACCUGGACCUGGUGGCUGAGUCAGCUGAGGAGGCACAGUCCUGGAUCAGGGGCAUGAGGAAACUGAUCGAAAACCUGGAGAACAUGGGCGAGAGAGAGAAACUUGACCAAUGGAUUAGUGACUGGUUCAAAAAAGCAGACAAGAACAAUGAUGGUAGGAUGAACUUCAAGGAAGUGCAGGACUUACUGAAAAUGAUGAACGUGGAUAUGAACGGGCACCACGCUCAUCGUCUCUUCACUAUGGCUGAUAAAUCCCGGUCAGGAACACUGGAAGAUGACGAGUUUGUGUUCUUCUACAAGAUGUUGACCCAGCGGGAGGAUGUACUGAGGAUUUUCCAAAAGUACACGGUUGAUAGCCAGAAGCUCUCCCAAAGUCAUCUGGAGGACUUUUUGAGAAAGGAGCAGCUGGAGAGGGGCAACAUUCAGCAGCAUGCCAAGCAGCUCAUUGAAAACUAUGAGCCAUCAGACAGAGCUAAGCUGCUGAAUGCCAUGACAUUUGACGGCUUCCUGAUGUACCUCGGCUCAGCUGAGGGAUCCAUAUUCAACCCACAGCGACGGGGGGUUUACCAGGACAUGAGCCAGCCGCUGUGCCAUUACUUCAUCUCCUCCUCUCACAACACCUACCUAAUGGAGGACCAACUCCGUGGACAGAGCAGUGUGGAAGGAUACAUCAGGGCUUUGAACCGCGGCUGUCGGUGUGUGGAAGUGGACUGCUGGGAUGGUGCCAAUGGAGAACCCAUUGUCUAUCAUGGACACACUUUUACCUCAAAAAUCCUCUUCAAAGAUGUGGUCAGCACGGUGGGCAACUACGCCUUCAAGGUGUCAGAAUAUCCCGUCAUCCUAUCCAUCGAGAACCACUGUGGUGUUGAGCAGCAGAGAGUCAUGGCCCAACACCUCGACCACAUCCUCGGUGACAAGCUGCUCAAAAGCACAUUGGAUGGCAAGGCCCCAAUUAGGCUGCCGUCCCCUGAGGAACUUAAGGGGAAGAUUCUGCUGAAGGCUAAGAAAAUUGGUGGAUUGGAGGAGAGUUUCAAUGGGAUGGUGGAGAACCCGCUCACUGAGGAGGUCAGUGAUGAAGAUGCAGUGGCUGAGAUGGAUGAAGACAAUCUCCACCGCGAGAGCGUCCGUCACAGAGUUAAGAAGUCAAAACAGCGUCUGUCCAAAGAGCUGUCAGACUGUGUGGUUUACUGCAAAAGCGUCCACUUCAGCAGCUUCAAACACUCCCGCAUCCACUCUAAGUUCUACGAGGUGGCCUCUUUUACUGAGUCUAAAGCCCGCAAACACCUCAGAGAGGCUGGGGCUGAGUUUGUGCACCACAACUCCCGGCAGUUAACCAGGGUUUAUCCCACUGGCUUCCGAACAGAUUCCUCCAAUUUUAAUCCUCAGGAAAUGUGGAACGCUGGGUGCCAAAUCGUUGCUUUGAAUUUCCAGACUGCUGGGGAAGGGAUGGACCUGAACGAUGGCCUGUUCAGUCAAAAUGGCCGCUGUGGUUAUAUCCUGAAGCCCCAAUUCCUAAGGGAGGCAGAGGAAAGGUUUGAUCCUGAAAUGCCCCAAAAGGGUGCUGGCUAUAGUCCUGUCAUGCUCAUCAUACAGGUGAUCAGUGGGCAGCAGCUGCCCAAGGUCAACUUAAAAAAGGAUUCUAUCGUGGAUCCUCUGGUCCGAGUGGAGAUCCACGGCGUUCCUAUGGAUCAGGCCAAGCAGGAGACCAGAUACAUAGAGAAUAAUGGGUUCAACCCCGUGUGGUAUGACACUCUGCGUUUCACCAUCCACACCCCUGAACUUGCCAUGGUGCGCUUUGUGGUGGAAGACUAUGACAAGACAUCCAGGAAUGACUUUGUGGGACAGUAUACGCUUCCUCUUAGCUGCAUGCAGCAAGGUUAUCGUCAUAUUUACCUAUUAUCCAAAGAUGGGACCAGUAUUCCACCUGCCUCCAUAUUUGUACACAUCAGGAUUACGGGACUGAAAUAACUUUACAGCUAACAGCAGGAGACCAUAAUAUUUGUUUUUUAAAAUAUCAGUUGUAUUUUGUGUGAAGAAAUACUAAGCCAAAUGUUGACUGGUUGUUAUGCAGUAUAUAGUACAUAUGCAGUUGUUUUUUUGUUGUGUUUCGUGUAUGUGCACUGUUCCUGUGAUUGACUUGAACUUUGCUGCUCAUGUUUGAUAUACUGUGUCUGUUGCAAAAUGAUUUGUUUCUGUCACAGAGCAGAAUGUGCCACCAAUAUUUUUGGUUCUGACGUUGUUGUUGUUGUUAUCAUUAAUAUUAUUAUUAUUAUUAUUAGUAGUAGUAGUAGUAUUGUUAUUUUCUGGAGCUUAGAUUGGCUCCAGUCCACCUCACCCCCCUGUAACCCUUAAGAGGAUAAAGUGGUUGAAAAUGAAUGAUUCCAUUAUUUUCUGUCAGUAUUUUCUUUCAAUGUACAGCACUUAAUGAACAGGCUCACAGCUUUCACUGUGGUCAACGUGCAAAACUUGAAAUGUAGUUCUAUUCCAGUGACAGAGAAGCUUAAUAUUUGCUUUCACAGACAGUUUAAAGGAAUGGUUUGGAUGUGGUCGCAUGAGGGAGUGCAAAGAAAAACAGAUUGUAGCUGCUUAACAAAAGGCACACAGAUGUAACCUGACUUAUCCAUUUAAAUUGUGUAAUAACCAAUAAUAUAUGUAUGUCUAUAUAUAUAUGUGUGUGUUUUGCUCUUAUAUAAUUUUCAUAAUUUUAUAUAAGAUAUUGCUAUUAUUUUGUUGAAGUCUCGGCUGUUUGUGUUAAAGUCUGAUAAUGCUGCAAGCAGGCUGGACAGAUGGACACCAUGUCUGGUUAAGUUUUUGCUCAUUAGAAUUGACUUAAAAUGGAUUUUAGCGUUUCUUGUUCAUGUUCGUAGCCUUCAGCCAGUGAGAUAAUUUGUUUUGCUUGUCUGUUUUACUUUGGUAAGACAUUAUUUCACAUGCUGUGCAUGCAACAAUUUUUGCUCAGCUGACUUUGCCUUUAUAUCAUGUGUGUGUGCUUGUCGAGACUUCAAAUACACCCAGAGUCAGAAAGCCACUUGUCUUUGCCUGAGAGAAAUUUAAAUUUACAUUUUUAAAUUUUUAAAAUUAAAAAUUAAAAAUUAAAAAAAAAAACAGUCAUGACAUGUCUGCAAGAGUUUCAAAAUUGGGGAAUCCUGAAAUGGGUUUGAAUUGAAUGUUUUGUAAAAUAUUUGGUCUAGUGCUGCUGCACAGACCACACGAGAUUCACAUCACAACUGUGACGAUACACAUGUACGCCACUAGAUGGCAGCAGGAACUCCUCUAAUUGGAAACCUCGGAAAGGAUACUUACAAAAAUUCUUGUAAUUUAUAGAAUCUAUAAAUGUAGCAUUUUCCCGAAGAUUGAAUUAAAAAAAAACAUCA
This is a messenger RNA of Solea senegalensis (Senegalese sole), 4057 nucleotides long. Its product is annotated as 1-phosphatidylinositol 4,5-bisphosphate phosphodiesterase delta-4-like. Gene Ontology annotation, molecular function: calcium ion binding; phosphatidylinositol-4,5-bisphosphate phospholipase C activity. The record is from RefSeq and is a predicted model, not a curated record. The transcript is spliced from 18 exons. Gene Ontology annotation, biological process: intracellular signal transduction; lipid metabolic process. Bases 372 to 2651 code for a protein of 759 amino acids. NCBI's taxonomy places the organism in Eukaryota, Metazoa, Chordata, Actinopteri, Pleuronectiformes, Soleidae.